This is a messenger RNA of Salvia splendens (bonfire salvia), 1305 nucleotides long. Its product is annotated as ribosome-recycling factor. The transcript has 9 exons. Gene Ontology annotation, cellular component: mitochondrion. Gene Ontology annotation, biological process: translation. Gene Ontology annotation, molecular function: ribosomal large subunit binding. The record is from RefSeq and is a predicted model, not a curated record. Bases 59 to 964 code for a protein of 301 amino acids. NCBI's taxonomy places the organism in Eukaryota, Viridiplantae, Streptophyta, Magnoliopsida, Lamiales, Lamiaceae.
AACCCUUUAAACCCUACACGGAACAAAAGAAAAUCAAAGCUUCAAUCGAGAUUCAACAAUGGCCAUCUCCAUUAGACGAGCUCUCCUUUCUUCUAGAAUCCUCUCUCGCGCUCUCGGAAUUGCAUCUGUUCGCUCAGCCCAGACGUUCUCAUACUUAAACUCCUCUUCUAUCGUUAAUUCCCAUGAUUCUGUUGUUGUCGAUGGAUUUUCGAGUUUACAAGCGACGGAGUUAUAUCAGUUUACUUCUAAGAGGGGGUUCGCUAAAGCAAGGAAACGUCAAAUUAAGGAAGAGAAAGAUGAUUCGGAAGAAGAGGAAGAUGAUGAGGAGGAAGAUGAUGACGAGGGCGUUGAUUUAGGGGUCUCUGUCAAAGCAAAUGCCCUCUCCCAGAUGAAUGCAGCAGUUGAUGCAUUGUCGAGAGAAUUGGCCAAAUUGCGCACUGGGAGAGCGUCAGCUGGGAUGCUUGACCACAUUAUGGUUGAACAUUAUGGUGUUAAGACGCCCCUCAACAGAAUGGCUGUUGUAUCAGUACUGGACCCAAAGACGCUAUCUGUUUCUCCUUUUGAUUCUACUGCUCUUAAGGAGAUGGAGAAAGCCAUAAUGUCAUCUCCUCUUGGCUUAAAUCCCAAUUCUGACAGCCAACGUUUGAUUGUACCAAUACCUCCAUUGACCAAGGAGCACAUGCAAGCUGUAUGUAAGGUGGUUGUAAAAUCAUCUGAAGAUGUGAAAAAAAGCAUUAGAAGAGCACGACAAAAGGCACUUGAUAGAAUUAAGAAAGCAGCUCCAAAGAAGGAAUCAAAACGAUCUGAUAAAGAUAAGGAUGCCUCAAAGGAUAAAGCCGGUCCAUCAAUAUCAGAAGAUGAUGUGAAAAGAUUGGAGAAAGAAAUUGAUGACUUGACGAAAAAGUUCAUUAAGUCGGCUGAAGAUAUGUGCAAGGCCAAGGAAAAGGAAAUAAGAGGAGGCUGAGGGGCAAGUCAUUUUGUUUAGUCAUCGUUAGAGGAAAUGUCGCAGUCCCUUUGAAUAAAACCUUGUGAUGGUGAAGGAUGAAUGUCCGGUAGCUGUGGUGCUAGGCGCAGAGUAGGGAUAGCGCUUCACCGUGGAAGUAAUGAUCUUAUGUGAGUUAGUCGUUCGUGUUGGGAUUGUGUCUAUAAAACUAGUGAAGCGAAAGAGAGGCUGAUCACCAUUCACCAUAUAGUUCUUUGAUGGAUUUAACCAUAUAAAUAUUUCCACCUACGAAUAACGAUAUUGUGUUAUUAUUGCUCUUUUGAUAUAUGUUAUUGAACUCUCAUCGUUUCAGCAUACACAAA